AGCGCCACCGCCGUGUCCCCAGGGUGCUGGGCGCCGCGCCACGCCGCUGCCCCCCCCCCUCGCCUCCAAGAUGUCCUACUUCGCCGAGCACUUCUGGGGCGAAAAGAACCACGGCUUCGACGUGCUCUACCACAACAUGAAGCACGCGCAGAUCUCCACCAAGGAGCUGGCCGACUUCGUGCGCGAAAGGGCCGCCAUCGAGGAGAACUACGCCAAGGCCAUGGUGAAGCUGUCGAAGAUGGCCACCAACGGCACGCAGCUGGGGACUUUCGCGCCGCUCUGGGAGGUGUUCCGCAUCUCCUCGGACAAGCUGGCCCUGUGCCACCUGGAGCUGAUGAAGAAGCUCCACGAGCUCAUCAAGGAGAUCUCGCGCUACGGCGAGGAGCAGGGCCGGGUGCACAAGAAGUCGAAGGAGGAGGCGGCGGGCACGCUGGAGGCCGUGCAGCUCCUGCACGGGGUGGCCCAGCUGCUGCCCAAGUCCAAGGAGAGCUACCACAGCAAGUGCCAGGAGUACGAGCGGCUCCGCAAGGAGGGCACCAGCCAGAAGGAGAUCGACAAGGCGGAGCUGAAGUCGAGGAAGGCGGGCGAGGCGCUGCGGCGCGCCGUGGACAAGUACAACGCCGCCCGCGCCGACUUCGAGCAGAGGAUGCUGGAUUCGGCCAUGCGCUUCCAGGAGGUGGAGGAAGCCCACCUGCGCCACAUGAAGGGCCUCAUCGGCUCCUACUCGCACUCGGUGGAGGACACCCACGUCCAGAUCGGGCAGGUGCACGAGGAGUUCAAGCAAAACGUGGAGAACAUCGGCACCGAGAUGCUGCUGCGGAGGUUUGCCGAGAGCAAGGGCACGGGGCGAGAGCGACCAGGCGUGCUGGAUUUCGACGAGUACCGGCUGGCUCCAGCGCAGGAAGGGCCCAAAAGGAGCCGCAGCAAAGCCUUCCGCAUCCCUGGGCUGAGCCGCAAGGAGAGGGAGCGUGAUGCUGGGGAGUCCCCAGACGCCGAUGCGGCCUGCCCGGAGGUGGACGAGGACGGAUUCAGCGUGCGCCCGGACCUGCCCCAAGGCGAGGCGGAGAACCACGGCUGCUCCUCCAGCGACUCGGACUACGACGAGGACGAGCCCCGCAAGUUUUACAUCCACAUCAAGCCCGUGCAGCCCCGGGGGGCCGGCGGCAGCGCCGAGGCCACCGUGGAGCAGCUCAAGGCCACCGUGGGAAACCUCAUCCUGCCCCCCGGUGUCGGGGGCACCGUCAAGCGGCAGUCAUCCCGGCACGUGGCGGCUCUGUCCCCGGCCCCGAGCACUGCUGCCGACCCCGAGGGGACGCUGGUGGCAGGUGACAGCGCAGGGAGGGGGCGCCCAGCGGCGCAGGCGACCAGCAAAGCCCUGCCGGACACGGUGCCCCCCGACGCGCUCUUCGGGCCCCCCCUGGAGUCAGCCUUCGAAGCGGAGGAUUUCCCGGCCCCCCGCGCCUACGUCCUGACUUCCUCCUCCUCGCCCUUCUCCUCCUCCUCCCCGGAGAACGUGGAGGACUCGGGCUUGGACUCGCCCUCGCACCCCGCUCCCGUCCCCUCCCCGGACUCGAGGCCGUGGACGCCGCAGCCGGGGACGCCGCAGAGCCCCCACCCCAAGCGGGGGGCGCAGCCGGACCCCCCCCCGCCGCGGCCCCGCAGCCCCGGGGGGCGCCUGCCCGAGCUGCCCGGCUUCGCCGUCUUCAGCGGCCCCGGGGUCGAGGGGCUCUGGGAGGAGGACGGGGGGGGGACAGCGCCCCGGGGACGGCCCCGCGGCACGGCCCCCCCCCCAGCCCCCCUCUCCCGACCCUUUCGGGGAGCCCCCGCCCUGGCUGCGGCCCCGCAGCCCCCCCGGGGACCGGCCCCCGCAGCCCCGACCUUCCUCCAACUCGGCCUCGUCUUCCUCCUCCUCCCCGGCCCCCCCCAGCGGGGGGGAGUCCUCCAGCCCCUCCCCAUGGAGCUGCCAGGGGUCGGGGACGGGGAUGCCCGAGGGGGACACACCGGGGGCCCCCCUCUGCAGCCUGAGCCAGACCCCCGCCCUGCCGCCGCCGCCCCCCGCGAGGUCCCGCUGGUGGCCCCCCCUCGCCGUUCCCGGACGAAGCGGCCGGCGGCCGGCCCGGCUGCGGGCAGCAACACCGACCUGUCGCGCUCGCUCAGCCCCUCGCCCUCGUGGAGCUGCGGCCCCUCGCACUCGGCGCCCGCCAGCCUGGGCGAGCGCGGCUUCUUCGCCGUCUGCCAGCCGGCGCUCGGGAUAUCGCGGGGCCCCAGCCCCGUGGUGCUGGGCUCGCAGGACGCGCUCCCCGUGGCCACCGCCUUCACCGAGUACGUGCACGCGUACUUCAAGGGGCGCGAUGCCGACAGCUGCCUGGUGAAGGUGACGGGGGAGCUCACCAUGUCCUUCCCCGCCGGCAUCGUCCGCGUCUUCAGCGGGGGCAUGGCCCCCCCCGUGCUCAGCUUCCGCCUGCUCAACACCGGCGCCAUCGAGCAGUUCCUGCCCAACGCCGAGCUGCUCUACAGCGACCCGUCGCAGAGCGACCCCAGCACCAAGGACUUCUGGCUGAACAUGGCUGCGCUGACGGGGCACCUGCAGAAGCAGGCGGAGCAGAGCCCGGCCGCGUCCUACUACAACGUGGCUCUGCUCAAGUACCAGUUCUCACGGCUGGGUCCCAGCUCGGCGCCGCUGCGGCUGUGCGUGCGCUGGGACUGCUCGCCGGGCGCCACGCGGGUCAGCGUCGACUACGGCUACAACGCCGGCGCCCUCGCCCUGCCCGUGCCCCUCGCCAACGUCCACGUCCUGCUGCCCCUGGACGAGCCCGUCACCAACGUGCGGCUGCAGCCGGCUGCCAGCUGGAACCUGGAGGAGAAGAGGCUGCUCUGGAAGCUGCUGGAUGUCCCCGGAGCGCCGGGGCAGGGAGGCAGCGGCCGGCUCUCGGCCAGCUGGGAGCCCCUCUGCGGGCCCAGCAAGCCCAGCCCCGUGGCGGCCCAGUUCAGCAGCGAGGGCAGCACGCUGUCGGGCGUCGAGGUGGAGCUGGCGAGCGCCGGCUACCGCAUGUCGCUGGUCAAGAAGAGGUUUGCUACGGGGAUCUACCUGGCGGGGUCCUGAGCUGCCUCCCGGUGGAGCCUCCAAGCCCCCCCCGGGGCUUCCCCCUUGGUUGUGUGAACUCAAAACACUGGAUGGAGGCUGGCGGGGAGGGGGUGCCCCCCUCCUCUUCCUCCUCCUCCUCCUCUUCCUCCCCCCCCCCCCCCCCCCCGUGGCUGUAACCGCGUCGUCUCCUGCUGCCCGGCGGACGGACCCCCGCCGCCCCCCCCCCCGUGCUGUGAAGGGAGCAGGAGCUGCUCUUUUAUUAAACACUUUAUUUUCUAAU
Cygnus olor (mute swan) is the source of this 3365-nucleotide messenger RNA. It is a transcript of the gene FCHO1, whose product is annotated as FCH and mu domain containing endocytic adaptor 1. Lineage: Eukaryota; Metazoa; Chordata; Aves; Anseriformes; Anatidae. The record is from RefSeq and is a predicted model, not a curated record. Gene Ontology annotation, biological process: clathrin coat assembly; clathrin-dependent endocytosis. Gene Ontology annotation, cellular component: clathrin-coated vesicle; clathrin-coated pit; cytoplasm.